Molecule: messenger RNA, 9478 nt
Organism: Triplophysa rosa
Lineage: Eukaryota; Metazoa; Chordata; Actinopteri; Cypriniformes; Nemacheilidae
Gene: crhr1
Product: corticotropin releasing hormone receptor 1
Exons: 14
Coding region: 791-2080 (429 amino acids)
Biological process (GO): adenylate cyclase-activating G protein-coupled receptor signaling pathway; cell surface receptor signaling pathway
Cellular component (GO): plasma membrane; neuron projection
Molecular function (GO): corticotropin-releasing hormone receptor activity; G protein-coupled peptide receptor activity; corticotropin-releasing hormone binding
Source: RefSeq, a predicted model, not a curated record
CCGGUUUGAAGAUAACGCACGCACAGCCCGCGUGGGAACCACACAGAAUAGUUUACACCGACGAACUCAGGAAGACUUUCCUGUAUUGUCGUCACGCUUUACGCGCUAGACAACGUUAUCCACACGCGCGCAAAAUCCGUGCAGCUAUUUCGUUCAUUUGACCGCAGCAACGCCUCCUUGCUGUCAAGCAGGGCUUCAUAGGAGCGCAUUACAGUUGACCGAUGGGACACAAUCUGAGGGUCACCCGGUGCGAGGAGGCAACAUAAAGACGAGCCGCUGUGUUUACAACAACGAAUCGUUUUGAGAGAGAAGAAGAGCAGAUGUUAGUCCGACGUAACCCGUAGUACUUUGGGAAAAGUUCGGUUUGAGCCGCAGGGGAACGGGUUGAAAUGCAUUUCGUAUCUUAAAAGGGGCCACCAGCUGAGCGUACGCGCGACGAGUGUCGCGCAUUUGGGGCAGAAGAGACUGAACAAACCAUAUACACCUGCCUCCGAGGACCUUAAAUAACUCAAACACGCCUGAACGGGAAGGAUUAAGUGCUCAUCUGAAUUUCUAAGUAAACGGAUAUAUAUAUAUUUUUUUUCUAAAUGAAAAAUGAAAGAGCGCUUCAAACGCGCGCAGAAUUCACCAUGACACAGAUUGACUCUCGGCUGUAAGUGUAGCACACAGGGUGCAUAUGUGUUGUUUUUAAAGCAGAGAGAGAGGUCUGUCACCCCUGAGCGAAGCAUCCGGACAGCUGCAUCUGGAGCGCUGUGCUGUUUGAAGCUUUCUGCAGAAUAACACUGAAGCGAUGAGUCGCAUCAUUCAUCCGCAGGUGUUGAGCAUCUGGAUUACGCUCAUCUCCAGAGCGACGGCUGACCUGACCUGUGACGCUCUGCUCCUACUCUCCACAAAUCUCACAGCUCGCACUUUAUUCAUUUGGAAUCAGACGUCCACACCCACCAACUCCACAGGUCUCUUCUGUAACACAUCUAUCGAUGGCAUUGGCACGUGUUGGCCCAGGAGCAGUGCUGGAGAAGUGGUGUCCCGUCCCUGCCCUGAGACCUUCCUCGGGGUCCGAUACAACACCACCAAUAAUGUGUACAGAGAAUGUCUCGCCAAUGGGACCUGGGCGAAGAAGGGAAACUAUUCACAAUGUCAAGAAAUACUCAACGAGGAGAAAAAGAGCAAGCUGCAUUACCACAUUGCAGUCAUCAUAAACUACUUGGGACAUUGUAUAUCGCUGGGAGCCCUGCUGGUCGCCUUCAUCCUCUUCAUGAGACUCAGGAGUAUCCGGUGCCUGAGAAAUAUCAUCCACUGGAACCUGAUUACGGCGUUUAUCCUGCGGAAUGCCACCUGGUUUGUGGUGCAGCUCACCAUGAAUCCCGAAGUGCAUGAGAGCAACGUGAUCUGGUGCAGGCUGGUAACAGCGGCAUAUAAUUAUUUUCAUGUGACCAACUUCUUCUGGAUGUUUGGAGAAGGCUGUUAUCUGCACACGGCCAUCGUACUGACCUACUCCACCGACAAAUUGAGGAAGUGGAUGUUCAUCUGUAUAGGCUGGUGUAUUCCAUUUCCAAUUAUAGUUGCCUGGGCCAUGGGAAAACUCUACUAUGACAAUGAAAAAUGCUGGUUUGGGAAGCGAGCUGGCGUUUACACUGACUAUAUUUACCAGGGUCCCAUGAUCUUGGUUUUGCUGAUUAACUUCAUUUUCCUCUUCAACAUUGUGAGGAUACUAAUGACUAAAUUGAGGGCCUCCACAACUUCAGAGACAAUUCAGUACAGGAAAGCUGUAAAGGCCACACUGGUUCUUCUGCCUCUGCUGGGCAUCACCUACAUGCUGUUCUUCGUCAACCCUGGCGAGGAUGAGAUCUCACAGAUCGUCUUCAUCUACUUCAACUCCUUCCUAGAGUCCUUUCAGGGCUUCUUUGUGUCUGUGUUUUACUGCUUUUUAAACAGUGAGGUGCGGUCAGCUGUGCGUAAGCGCUGGCAUCGCUGGCAGGACAAGCACUCCAUCCGGGCGCGCGUGGCUCGGGCCAUGUCUAUUCCUACAUCCCCCACGCGAGUCAGCUUCCACAGCAUCAAACAGUCGUCCGCUGUCUGACCUCAGCAGAAGUGGUGUGUUCGUUUUCAUUUCUUGUGUACCAUCCUCAGCUAACCCUCCACACCUUUUCCAGAACCCAGGGAUAACAGCUAAGGGCCAAACAGGGUAUGAUCCUCCUCUGAAACACACAUGAACAACAACUGCGUACACAGACAGUAAAGGCCGCCUCCUGAGAACACAAGCGCUGGUGGUCUUAUUCAGAAAGGAAAGAUAAAGGUGGUGCAGGUGAUGAAUACAUACAGUCAGGGUGUAUUUUGUUAAAUGGCCAAAGUUAUAAUACACAUCCUCCUCUCAUCCUGAUCACCUGAUAGAAGAAGUUAUUCCUAACUCUUUUCCAGAACUCGGAUCGGAUUAUGAUAAUAUGGAAGACAACAUGGCCAAAAGUGCAAACAUCACAUCUUUGGGAUGAGUUUAAACACAGACUGUCAGACUCCUGCUACCCAACAUCAGUGACCUUCAGACCCUCUAAACAGGAGCAAAUCCCAGGAGCUAUGUUGUGGAAAGCGUCUCAAAAUCACAGAUGCUGUUAUAGCACCAAAGAGAGGACCAACCAUUUAUUAAUGCGUACGGUUUUGGGAAUGAAAGUGUGUUCUGGUGUCCACAUAUAUUUGGUGUAUUAGUUGUAGGUGUUAGUGGUUUUAAUAGAAUCACAUAAAAAGACUAAAACAGCAAUUUCCGUUAAAAAUAAUUGGAAACCUGACUGAUUUCAACAAACUGCAUACGUCUCGGAUUUCUCUGUGAAUGCUAUUUAUCGAUAUAGACUGUUUUAACUGGAUAUGACGGACGUAAAUAUCAUAGGCUUUUCUUUAGGUUAUUCAGAUUGUGAUUAUAUAUUUUUGUUACACUUUCCUUGCUGCUCUAUGGUGUCCAAAUGAUUGCGAAUAGUGAUCCCAGUCGUUCCCAAAAAACCCAUCUGUGAUUAAACUGACCCAACAUGGAAGACUCGGCGCUUUGAAAUUACGAGUGAAUCUAUUGCUGUAUUGUGCAAUUCCUUUGGGACAAAAUGUUGUAAACAAUUUCUACAAAGAUGAGCGGUAUAUGUUGAUGUUUCCAUGCUUGUUUGCAUCCUGGGACUCAAGGAUCUACGAACCCCAGGGAAAUAAGGAAGGAAGCUCACAGGAACAGAAGACCUUCACGAAACGCUCUUGAGAUGAACGACCCACAAGCUAAACACACAACGCAUUCUUUGAAAUAAUGGAUCAAGAACAACGCUAGAUUUAUCUUGCAUUUGAAGUGAAGCAGGCGAUUGAACGUAUUCAAUUAUCUGUUUCUGUGUACACACUUUUAUUCUAUAAAUUCGCAUAUUUCCAAGCAGAGAUGAUUGGGGCACUAGAUGCCAGCAAAACUGGAUUGUGGAGACAAGCUCUUCAAAAUGACUCUAAGUUGUGGAUAUUUUAUGUUUGGAUUGCACUGACAUCUGCUCUGCACAACAGCCUUAAAAACCUCCAUGAUAUAUUACAAUCAAGCUACAUUUUGACAUUUAUGGUAGUGCUAUUGUUAAUGAUGUCAUAGUGUUAGGUGUUGAAUUCUGGACAGCAGGGAAAUCACAUAUUCUUAAUCAUUAUUUCUGUCUUGUUCUUACGUAAAAAUGUCUAAAUCUGGUAACACUUUACGAUAAGGUGAUAUUAGUUAACAUUAGUAAAUGCAAUAGCAAACAUUAGCUAACAAUGAACAAUUUCGUUUUUCAGCAUUUAUUAAUCCUUGUCAAUGUUAGUUCAUGUCAAUGCAUUUAUUCAUGUUAGGUCAUGGUGCAUUAACUAAUGUUAACAGUGACAACGUUUGGUUUUAAUAAUGUAUUAGUAAAUGCUGAAAUUAACAUUAAAUGUUGUAGAAGUAUUGUUCAUUGUUAGUUCAUGUUAGCUAAUGCAUUAACUAAUUGUUAACAAAUAGCACCUUAUUGUAAAGCGUUACCCAAAAUCUAUGAUGGUUGGGUCAAAUAUGGAGACUUUCUGGGUUUUCAAUGCUUGGGUUUGUUCAUAUUUUACUCAACAAUAGGUUGAAACAACCCAACAUUUUUUAGAGUGUGCUUAAAAUCAAGACAGAAAUACUCAUUUGUUUUGGCAGGGGACCAUUUGUUUUUUUCUCCUAUCCUCUCCGUAAAGCUUUUUUUUUGUGUGUAAAAACGUCUCUAAAUUAUCUUUUUUUGUGGUGAUCUAGGACCAGAUUCUCCGUUUCAUCUAAUGUCAGCUUCAGCAAAAUUUGCUUCUACCCAAUGAGCGAGUCAAAACACAUUUUGAGCUUUUUUGACAUCCAUCCUUGUGCUGAAAUUCUCGUUAAGCCUGAGCCACCAAUGACCGUGUCCUGUGACCGCUCACUGCUGACUCGGCACUAAAAAGCAGAUACGAUGCCUUUUGUGCUGCACGGAUUCAAUCAAUCACAUCUGAUAGGGAUAGAAUGAGAGCAAGGUUAUUUAAAAAAACUGACUCAGGACCUUCAUAUGCCUCUGUGCUCUCUGACCUUCUCAACACACUUGUGCUUGAAUUGUAUAAAGUCUUCAGCAUAUCCAGCUUUAAAGGGAUGGUUCACCCAAAAAUGUAAAUCAUUUACACACCCUCUUGUCAUUUCAAACCUGUACGACGUUUUUACUUCGGCAGAACACAAAAAAAGUAUAUUUUGAAGAAUGUUGGUAACCGAGGAAUUGUGGUACUGUUUUGUAUGGACAAAACCAAUGCUAGUAAAUGAGUACCGCCGUUGUUCGGUUACCAACAUUCUUCAAAAUAUCUUCUUUUGUGUUCUGCAGAAGAAAGAAAGAUUUUUCAUUUUUGGGUGAACUAUCCCUUUAACAUGCACUUCAUCCGUGCUUUUUGUGGACAUGUCUAGAAUCGCCAUAUGUAUGAUAUACUGUAGCCAUCUAGUUAUGUACAUAUAAGAGUUGUACUAAGCUAGCAUUGUGGAGUUUGUUAUUUUAUGUAUAGCAAUGUCUAUUAUGACCAAUCUCAUGUUUCUGCAAGUAAACAGGAAAACACGGUCUGUUUUAAUGUUUUUAGUAUGGUACUAAGACUAAUACAGUGUCUUGACCAGGGGCGAUACACUAAUGCUGUGUCACACCAAACGCAAACAAUCGCGUUCCUCGCUCUUUAUUACUUCACGUGAGUGGCACGAGCUGACAAAUAUUUUCACAUUUACAUUUAUUCAUUUUAUCCAAAGCGACUUACAAGUUGUGUAAACAAUGGAAGCAAUUGGGUCAACAUUAGGACAACAAAAAGCAUAAGUGCAAUAAAACAUAGCUCUGUACACUGUAGUAGGCUUUGUGAGACAAGUUUUUUUUUAUAUAGAUAGAGUAGAAAAGAUAUAGAAUUCACAAAUGAUCGGUCAGGUGCUGACGGAAGAGAUGUGUUUUCAGCCGAUUCUUAAAGAUGGCCACAGAAUCUGCUGAUCUUGUAGCAGCAGGCAGAUCAUUCCACAAAUGUGGAACCGAUCCAGAGAAGGUUCGUGAGAGCGAUAUUUUUACCUUUUUGGGAUGGAAUCACAAGACGUUGUUCAUUUGCAGAGCGUAAGGAUCUGGCGGGUACAUAAGUCUGCAUUAGUGAAUGAAGAUGGGGGGUGCCAAACCUGUGGUGGUCUUGUAGGCCAGGAGCAGAAUCUUGAAUUUGAUGCGAGCGACUAUUGGGAGCCAAUGUAACUUAAUGAAGCGAGGGGUGACGUGUGCUCUCUUCGGUUCAUUGAAGACCACUCUUGCUUCUGCAUUCUGGAUUAUCUGCAGAGGUUUUGUUGUGCAAGCAGGAAGUCCAGCUAGUAGCGCAUUGCAAUAGACCAGUCUGGACGGAACAAGAGCCUGGACUAGGACCAGCGUAGCAUGCUCGGAUAGGAAAAGUCUAAUUUUCCUGAUGUUGUAGAGGAUGAAUCUACAGGAUCGAGUGGUGCUGGCAACCUGAUCUGUGAAGUUUAGCUGAUCAUUGAUCACCUCUCCCAGGUUUCUGGCCAUUCUGGAAGAUGUGAUGGUUGAUGAGCCCAGUUGAAUGGAGAAGUUGUGAUGGAUCCUAGGGUGGGAUGGGAUUACAAGCAGUUCUGUUUUUGCAAGGUUCAGCUGCAAGUGAUGGUCCUUCAUCCAGAGCGAAAUGUCGCUCAGGCAUGCUGAAAUGCGUGCAGAAACAGUCGGAUCAUCAGGCUGAAAUGACAGGUGGAGUUGUGUGUCAUCCGCAUAGCAGUGAUAGGAAAAGCCAUGUUUCCGAAUGACAGAGCCAAGGGAUGUCAUGUAUACAGAAAAGAGCAACGGCCCAAGCACUGAGCCCUGAGGCACCCCUGUAUCGAGAUGUUGGGACUCAGAGACCUCAGGUUACUCUAAAUGACCUACCUGAGAGGUAAGACCUGAACCAUUGUAGCACCAUUCCGGAGACACCCAUAGCCUUGAGGGUCGACAGGAGGAUGUGGUGGUUAACGGUGUCAAAGGUGGCAGAUAGAUGCAGUAGGAUGAGUACAGAUGAGUUCGAGGCAGUUCUUGCCAGUUUUAGGGCUUCAAUGACAGAGAGCAGGUUGUUAUGCAUGAGAAAGGGGGAGAGCUGGUUACAAACAACACGCUCAAGAGAUUUGGCAAUGAAGGGGAGGAGAGAUACCGGUCUGUAGUUAUCUAACAGUGCAGGAUUAAGAAUGGCAAGUUUUUCAACUUGCACGGAAGAUGCAAUUGACGCAAGUUUGCAUUGACUUUGUAUGUAAUUUACUCACGCAAAUUGCUUAAUUCGCGUUUGGUGUGAACACUAUAAAUUUCCAUCAUUAAGCAGUUUUCUCUGUUAGCGCGGAAAGUUAAAACAUUUUAUUCUCUAUCACUGUUUCAUAGCAUUUACUUUUCUGUUUAGCACAAUAUUACUGAUUUAAGAGGCCUGUAAUGAAAUCCAGCCAAAAAUGCCAGUGAUAAAAUAAACAAUUAUCACAUUCAAUUCAGUUAAAAUAGCAAGCAUGAUUCAAUCGCUUUAUAAAUGAAUAUUAAAUAUUUAAAAGGAAACUAAAAAUAACUGAUCGCUGAAUAGCAAAGCUCUAAGAUGCAGCAAUGAGACGUAUAACGGAAAGCAGAGGAGCUUUGCUUACUCGUACAACUUUAAUUCUGUUUGCCAGUGCAUGUGAAAUACUGUCACCUCAGGUCAGAUUUAGCAGUGCUGGCCUCAGGGCUUCAUAGCACAGACAUAUUACAUUAGCCUUUGCCUCACUAUUUAAAGCACUUUAUAGUAAACAGCUUUCACAAUUGAAACAGGGUUACAGGUAAAAAUGCCCUCUAAAGAGACAUAGGUACAAUAUAUACAUAGUAUAUUAUCUAAAUUUGUGACGUGUAGUGAAUUAGAUGUUUGCUGGAGCCGUAGUCUAGUGUCCAUUAGUGUGUGCAGUGUCUAAUCUAUUCAUGUACCACAGUAAUAACAGUAAGAUAAUUCCAUGUAUAUUUUAAAGAAUCAUUCAUUUCAAUAUGGAAAAGUAGCGCCACAGUUUUUAGAUCAAGAACAUUACAUGUAGAUUCUUACUGCUGGUUUUACUAAUGUUCUUUCUCAGAACUGAGGAUUUUUUAAUCAAGCUCUUAUUUCAUGUUAAAAUAUGUGGGAUUUAACCCAAAGUCCUUCUGCAACUUUUAUGAUAUGAAUGAUACAUCGUGCUUGUUGAGGAGAGGUGCUGUUACUUUUCUAGUCAGAUUUGCUAUGUUGAACAUGAGGAUGAUAAAAAUGUAAAAGAAAAACCAAGGAAAUUCGGUUGUCUUAAGUGGGACUGUGCCGUGGGCUCUUUUGAUUUGUUCCUAAAAGUAAUCGACAAGGGCGAGCACUGCUUUCGUUCUCUUCAGAAAGCCAAAACCCAACAUGAUUUCAUGGGAGAACGUAACAUUUUACAUAUUGGUGGUUUUGAAUGAGAAUCAGACAAAAACGUACGAUUACAGGAGCAAUUUGGAGAUUUUAGCAGCCUAGUGGUGAGAUUGUGAAUUGCAACCAAUGGCUCACACCCCCCUCCCUUUUGAAGCACUACAACAGCUCUGACAGGACAAAUUUGUUGUCGCGUUUUCGCUUCUUUGCCGUAGAAGAUAGCGUAUUUACAAAACGCGCUCUGUAGAGCAGUUUAUCUGUUUAGGGCUACUGUAGAAACAACAUGGAGAAUUCCAUGUAAGGGGACCAGCGGUGUAUAUAGAUAGAAAUAGCUCAUUCCAAGGUAAUAAAAACUUAACGCUGCAUUAUGUAAGGUCUUUAUACACCUCUGAAGACAUAGUUAUGUAUAUUAUACAACAUUUCUGUCAAUAGAUCCUCCUAAAUAUUACACACGCAGCACCUUUAAUAGACAAAAGCAUGAAUGAAGGUCCACACCUAAACCUAAUAUCACUGGGCGAAUGCAGAUUGAAAUAAAUCAUACAAAUUAAAUCAUACGAAUUAUGCACCUUGUAAAAUAGUUACGAAUUUCCGUGAAGCAAGUGUUUUGCAAAACCUUGAUAUUUUUGCAAUUCCAGAUGGUUAUACUAUGGAUUUACAGCAAAAGAUAAAAAGUUUUUAUCUGAGAUUCUGUGACCUCUAUGCAGUAGCCUACUAUUUUCUGCUACUGAAUUAUUUGAUUUAUCUUGCUUUUUGGUUUUGGCUUUUGUUUGAAAAUUUGGUCACGUGACCACCAUACAAUAGCCAUCAUAUAUCAUUCCAUAGCAAACGUUGUCCUCCAUACAGCGAGGUUCCAUCCGGUUCCUCAAACAUGCCUUAAAGAUACACAAAGACAGUUUCUUCUUAUGACUCAUGAUUUAAUAACAUACUUCUAAUGCACAAAAGUAAAGAUUCAGACUCGUUCUUGGUCAGGUCAGUGUAUGUAUCCUGCGUACAGGUUUCAGUAUUAUUUUGAUCUGUUAAUGUUAUCUCUUCUGUAAGUGAAGUAACGUGGAGAGUGCUUUUCUCACCCCUUGAUUUCUCAGAAGCAACACUGCUGUCCGUUUCUGUUAUUUAUUUUGCUCUCCAAAGUCGUGGCAUGUAGAGAGGGGCAGAACAAGUACAUGCAUCGUAGCUGUAUUUGUAACAUAAUGUCAAUAAGAGUUCUUUUUUGGGUAUUUCUGUUGUGUUUUGUCGCUCAUGUGAAAGUGUACAAAAGAAAGUAUUUAUUUAUACAUAUAUGGCACAGAAAAUAUAUAUUUAUCUCACUAUUUAAAUAAAGGUCAGAAUACACAAGCCCGCGCACGUGACUCAUGUACGUAUAUCCAUAACAUUAAUGUCCAGAAUGGGUAAAAAAUGUAAAUGUGUCUUGCUUUUUCGUGAAUCUGUGAGACAAUCUUGCCAUUUUCUGUCAUAUUCUGCAGAGCUUCGAGAACAUUCUAUUUAUUACUUUUGUUUCUCUUUAUUUUAUGACUAUGUUUGAUGUUUGAGAGAAUUUAGGAACUGUACAGAAAUGUAUAUGAAUCAACUACACAACGAGUCAAAUGUUGAAGGCAUACUGUGCUGAUCAAGAUGUGCAUUAAAUAGU